AUGUUAGGAAGCACUACUAAAGGCAAAAUCACUGGUGCUGUGACGGUGUUGCAACAGACAAGAAACAUCUCAAAGAGAAGGAUAGCAUAUCCAACUUAUCCAUUCAAGAGACUUACAAGACAACAUCCAAAGAAACAUGAUUCGAAUUUAAAAUAUGCAAUGAGACAGUUUUUGGGACCAAAGAAUUAUAAAGGGGAGUAUCCGUUGAAUAAAUAUAAUGACAUACCUUUAAAUCAUGAACCAAAUUAUUUGGAUCCUCGUGGUGAAAGGGGUGUCUCCUUGAGAAACCCUUUGAAUGGUAAAGGUUUGCAAGAAAACAUGAGAGGUCAAUUAGAAGAGAUUUCGACGUAUGACCGUGGCAACGACCGUGGCAACAACCGUGGUAGGAUGGGUCAAUUCAAUAGAAACACUCCAAAAUUGCAACCUUUCCCGUUGAAUCCAUAUUGUAAGACUAACUACAUGAUAUCUAAUGAUACAAAAUUGCAAAUUUAUGACGAUAUUGAAAAUAAAGGUUUAUCCUCACAACAAGUAUCUCAGAAAUAUGGGUUGAAGAUCCCUAGGGUAGAAGCUAUUGUUAGAUUAUUGAAAGUUGAAAACAAGUGGGAAAAUAAAAAUAUGAUUAGUCCCGCUUUACAAAAGAUGUCUUCGACUCUAUAUAGAAUGUUGCCUUUGUUUCAACCUGAUAUUGUCAACACAAGAGAAAACCUAUCCGAAAUUCCAGUUCCACCAAAGACUUUGAAGUCAAGAUUUGUGACCAUUGCUGAGUCUGAACCAUUUGGUCCCAUCGACGCAGCUAACGUGCUAGAGUUGGAACCGGCAAUGAAAACUCUGGAGAGACUUUCUACUGAGGGGGAACAUUCUGCAGGCCAUACUAAUACCUCGAAAAAUGAACAAGAACAUAAGAUUAAGACUAAAGUUGUGUUGGCUGAAUUAAGAAAAGGUGACAGAUCCAGACUUAAGUUUAAGGACGUUAGAGCAGAAAAGGUCGCUUACCGUUACGGGUCUGUAUUACGUGAUAACAAGAAGGAUAGAGCCAUUGGGUUCAAUGAGUUAGGACACAUGGUAUACAUGUAA
Maudiozyma barnettii is the source of this 1074-nucleotide messenger RNA. It is a transcript of the gene MRPS35, whose product is annotated as mitochondrial 37S ribosomal protein mS45. Gene Ontology annotation, cellular component: mitochondrial small ribosomal subunit. Gene Ontology annotation, molecular function: structural constituent of ribosome. Gene Ontology annotation, biological process: mitochondrial translation. Lineage: Eukaryota; Fungi; Ascomycota; Saccharomycetes; Saccharomycetales; Saccharomycetaceae. The coding region runs from base 1 to 1074 and encodes 357 amino acids. The transcript has a single exon. The record is from RefSeq and is a predicted model, not a curated record.